Prunus armeniaca (apricot) is the source of this 441-nucleotide messenger RNA. Lineage: Eukaryota; Viridiplantae; Streptophyta; Magnoliopsida; Rosales; Rosaceae. The record is from the annotation of a GenBank genome assembly.
AUGCAGCAAUUGAGGGUGGUGUUGAUCUGCUCAGCUUCUCCUUUGGCGCUGGGUAUCCUCGGGAGUGCUUUGCCUGUGAAUCUUGGUCCAUUCAAUGGUACAGUGCAAAAUGCAGCUCCAUGGAUCCUUACUGUUGGAGCAAGCACCAUUGAUAGGAGUUUCAGAGCCGUGGCGCGGUUUGGAAAUGGAGAAGAAUUUGAAGGUGAAUCCCUUUACCAGCCUCUUGGUUUGUUGAAUCCAACAACAUUGCCACCUCUUGUAUACCCCACCACAAGCAACCACACGUUAUCUGAAUUCUGCAAUCAGGGAACGUUGGCAAAUGUCAGGGACAUGGUGAAAGGAAAGGUAGUGCUAUGUCAGGGACGUGGAGGGGAAGCUGGCAUUGCUAGAGGGGCAAAAGUGAAGAAAUAUGGAGGGGUUGCCAUGAUUCUCAAUAAAUGA